Biomphalaria glabrata is the source of this 3216-nucleotide messenger RNA. RefSeq lists its product as uncharacterized. Bases 442 to 2022 code for a protein of 526 amino acids. The transcript is spliced from 2 exons. The record is from RefSeq and is a predicted model, not a curated record. NCBI's taxonomy places the organism in Eukaryota, Metazoa, Mollusca, Gastropoda, Planorbidae.
AGAGACUUUGAAUGAUAAGACAAUGUCAGACGUCAAUCACAUGCCUCACCCAAAACGACGUCCGAUGGUCACUCCACAAAGUACACAGUACAAUCGCACACGGACAAUAGUAGGACUACGCUAGACGUGUAUUUGGUAUAUUUCAACUUUAACUGAUAAGCCAAUUCAUGCUUAAAAACAAAACAAAACAACAAAACAAGCAAACCAUCCGACUGACGGAUUCGAAUUGUUCUAUAUGUCUAGUUCACAACUAUCAAUGGAUUACAUUUGGAAGUGAACUCGGAUUAAAAGCUUCACAUUCUUAUUGAGUCCUAGUUAAUGACUGCCAACAGGCGCCAGUGCUGGUACAGACGUUAAUUAAUAUAAUACAAGAAAUGAAGCACUAACGAAAGACUGCAACAAGAUUGAACGGAGUCUCAACACUUAGUUAAAUAUACGUUUAUGUCUUGGUCUUUUUUGUUGACAACUUGCAUGACUCUAGAGAUGACCGAAAAGCUAUCACACAAGACUGCAGUAUUAAUUGUGACUGUGGUGACGUAUGCAGUGACCACAUGGUGCCAGGAGUCUAUAGCCACAACAAAAGCACCAAGGCAAAAGGCUCAGUUGGUCAAAGACUAUGACUACAUAGACACUGGUGUAGGCUAUGGACUAAACAAACUACGAGAUAUUGCAGCACCCACAAACUCGGGGCUGCCGAGGUCUCAAGGUUCUAGCUCCAAAACAGACUCCAUAACUUUGGGAGAGAAAUACGAGUGGUUAGUGGAUAGGCUGAGGUCAAUCAAACACAGAGGCUCCCCAGAGAUGAUGGACGAGCUACAGAGGCUUUUUCCGGAGCUGAACAUCACCAAAGUAUACAACUCUCUCAGUCCUCCGCUCAGACAGAACUACGAGCAGCCAAGGAAAGCAUGGCGCAGUAACACUUCGCGUCUGAAAGAAGAGGACGAGAUGGAGGGUCACUGGGUCAACGGAACUCUUCAACCGGGAGAAGGCCCGGAGAGGGACGAUGCCUACUACUACAACGGCACCUGGUACCCAGGAGUCAGAGAAGUGGAAGAUGGGCAUUACGUCAACGGGACGUGGUACCCGGCGCCCGGCGAGGCGGAUGAAGGUCACAUGGUGAACGGCACCUGGCGUGAAGAAAAGGAAGAAGAGGGUAAGGAGGAGGAAAACGAAACGGAAGAACUCAUGUGGUGGCAGCUUCACCACCCGAAAUGGAGAGAAGGUGAAAAAGAGGCCCAUCAUCACAAAUCAACCGAAAAUGAACAACAACAGCAGGAGAAAAACUCAAAUUCACCAAACCCAAUUUUCGCACCUGUUCCAAUGAAUAUAGACACAUACACAAAUCAAAAUCUCCCCCGUCGCCCUUCGUCCUCGCCGCAAUAUCAGCGACCGCAGUCACAACCCUUUCAUCAACAUUCACCGAACCCGCAGCCCCGAGUUCAAAUCCCCUUGGUAAAAGAUCCUGCCGCCCCUUCAUUCAUCGAAAACAAGCCUCUCCAGUCAAAAAUGAUGGGCAACUCUGGACCGGAACCACUCGUUCAAAUGGAAAGAGUGCCGAUACACUCUAAACCAAAUGUAGACACUGUGUUAAAAGAAACGUCUUUAAUAGACACCAACUUGCACAAGCAAUACGGGAUGUCCUCCACGAUGACCUGGGGGAUCGUCAUUGCCUGUUUCAUCGCUUUCACAUUCAUCCUGGCACCCUUGGGUUGCAUUCUGUACAAAUAUCGUAUGGAAAAAAGAAUCAAGAAGAGGACGUUUCUGAAACGUCCGGAGCACGGGUCAGUGGACGAAGGGAUCAUGGACGCUAUGGUGAUGUCCGAGCUUGGAGAGACGAACAACUCCAGGAUCAAGAUGAUCGGCAAGAAACCCAGCCCCAGGACAGCGCGUCACGAUAGGUCACAACAACCUAACAGCAGGCGUGGUUCGUCAACCUCCACGAUUUCUUCCAGAUUGAGAUCUGAACGCAGGCCGCUCACAAUGAUGGAACUUGGAGACGGUCCAGAAAUUUUAAUAGUAUAAGAUCUCAUUGAAAUGAGCUUUUGAAACAAUUAUUCUAAUAUCCUAUAACGCAUACAUAGAACUAUACAUAACAAAAGAAAUAUAACAGAAAAAAAGAAAUAAAAAGACAAAAAUCCUCGACCAAUUGUUAAAUCGAUGUUUCAAAUUGUGUUCGUACAAUAAUAUAAGUGUAUUUAAGGUCUACUAAACUGACGAAUCUGGCACUAAACCAUUGUGUUGAGUUUAUACUUUAUUGUAAUAACGCCCCGCCCCGCCCUAUAAAAAAAAGAAUUGUAUUAGCUGGUUGUUGCCGAUGUUCUAUUGUUUUAGUUUCGAACACAAAUGGCAAUACGGUCAACAACUACAUGGAAAACACAGAGGACUGCUCAUUAUAAGAAACCCAGCAUUAAUAGAACUAUUACUAGAAGUCUAAUUACGUUUGCAGCAAUCAAGACGGGACCAUCCUGAAGUUUGGGAGGGAUUUUCAUAUCGGCUUCAUGAUGUUUGCGCCGCCGGUGGUGGUCACAUUGGGCAAAGCAUGAAAUGAAAACUUGAAAUUUGAAUACAGCACUUUUUGGUGGGUUAGUAUAGCGCAAUGAUUUUUACGUUUACUAAAUAUCACUGACUAAUAUUCUUUGUUUUAAAAAAAGGAUCAAUUUUAUGUAACCCUCAAAGUUAUUUUAGUUUGUGACAAAGACUAGAUCUAUGGUGACCACAUAUAAAAAAGCAGAUAGAGAUAGGAAACCCUAACAGGAAGCAGGAACAUAAAGCUACUUAUAGUUUAGGCUGCAUUGAGGUGUCAAAACGAGUCAACGCCCCACGAGGGAGCGUUCAUUUUUUUUUUUUAAAUUUUACAUCACGACCACGAUAAUUGCUUGUGUAUCUCAUAGUAAGUAAACCGAAGGGGUUCUCAUUCUAUACUGUAUGACAUCAAAGCGAUAUACCCUUCACACAAGCCAUUCCCCUUAGCUUCCCACGCUAGGACAACUUCAAAGGCCAAAGAUAUACAAACCAGACACCAUUCCCAAUGUAUCAACUACACAAGCGUGCACAUAAGUCCGUUUGUUACCCUAACAAUGAUGUACGAUGAUCUGCGAGAACUAGUCCAAGUUAAAGACAGAUUAAAUACAAAAGUCUCUCGAAACCACUGUUUGAACUAUAAAUAAAAAAAAGAGCAGGGAGGGUACUCUGAUAAGUGAUCCAAGAAUAAGAAGA